Aedes albopictus (Asian tiger mosquito) is the source of this 5100-nucleotide messenger RNA. RefSeq lists its product as uncharacterized. Lineage: Eukaryota; Metazoa; Arthropoda; Insecta; Diptera; Culicidae. The coding region runs from base 1 to 5100 and encodes 1699 amino acids. The transcript has a single exon. Gene Ontology annotation, biological process: DNA integration. The record is from RefSeq and is a predicted model, not a curated record. Gene Ontology annotation, molecular function: nucleic acid binding.
AUGGUGAAUUCCGACCUGAGAAAGCUGACGAAGAAGGAGCGACAACUGCGGGACAUGGUGGAAUCCAUUGAGGAGUUCGUGAACGAGUAUCAGGAGGCACGCGAUAAAGGUUCUGUUCCAGCAAGACUGAAAAAGCUGGACGAGGUCUACGAUUCCUUCUGUGAUGUGCGCGCAGACAUCGAAAUACUCCUCGAGGAAUGCGACACCGAUGAUGAGGAGAGUAGAGAGGUUCCAGCAGCGGUUCGCGAACAGACCAUGGCGGCCAGGGUGAAACAACGCAGCGAACAAAAUUCCAAGACCCUGAAGACAUUCAUCCAACAAUACUUCCGACUAAAGGCAUCAUUAGAAGGUUUCAUGCACGGGCCCGGUUCAAGCAGUCAACUGAUCCCAGCACCACCGAACAACGCACCGGCGGCGGCCUCUCCUAUGCGUGUGAAGCUACCCGAAUUGAAGAUUCCGACGUUUCGGGGAUCGCUCAUGGAAUGGGUCACUUUUAGGGACACGUUCAAAACCCUAAUUGUCGACAAUCCUCACUUGACCGAUAUCGAUCGGUUCACAUACCUUCGAACUUCGUUGGCGGGAGAAGCGCUGCAGCAGAUUGCGUCGAUUGACCUCACGGCGGACAACUACUCCAUAGCGUGGCGCUCAUUGGAGUCACGCUACGAAAACAAGAAGCUUCUGGUGAAGUCCCACAUAGAUGCUCUGUUCGCAGUCAACCCGAUGAAGAAGGAGUCCUUCGAAGCGCUGAAUCACGUCAUCGGCGAGUUUGAGAAACAUCUACAGAUGCUGACGAAGCUCGGCGAAGAUACUCAACAUUGGAGUACGCUUCUGGCUCACAUGCUGGCCAGCAAGCUCGAUCCCACAACACAACGACUGUGGGAAACGGAACAUCGCUCAACAGACGUUCCCAAAUAUGACGACAUGCUGAAGUUCCUAACGAACCACAGGACAGUUUUGCGUUCGAUUUCCGGUGAAACACAAGCACCAAAGGAGCCGAAGAAAUUCUCAAAGUUUAGCAGCAGUUAUUCGGUUCAGCAGCAGUCGUGUCCAUUCUGCAGUGACGGUCAACAUUGGACGUACCAGUGCAAGCGGUUCAGGGAGAUGAGAGUCGACGAGCGGAGGAAUGCAGUGAAGGUCAACGAUUUGUGCUUCAAUUGUCUCGGUCGCGGUCACACUUCAAAGGUCUGUUCCCGAGGCGCCUGUCGUGUUUGCGGUCAACGACAUCAUUCAUUGCUGCACAUCAACAGCACUAAUGAGCAGCAGGCACCGCAAUCGAACAAGCGCUCGCAACAGUCACCACAGAACCCACAAUCGAGUCAGACAAGUUCAUUCUCACAGCACAAAAAGCCAACACAUACCAAUCCUCAGCAAUCCUCAAACCAAUCUUCCAAAAACCCCAUUCCUAUAGCCAAUCCAAGCAUGCAAACGCCACCUACUCUAGACACUCCUAACGUUGUACUCACCGCUCAAGAAGCCAAGGUGUCACGAUCGGUUCUGCUAGCAACUGCGAUCGUGAUCCUUGAAGACCCCUUUGGAAACACCAUGCAAGCUAGAGCAUUGCUUGACAGCGGCUCUCAGCUGUGCUUUAUUUCUGAACGAGCAUCGCAGCGUUUGAAAUUCAAGCGCUCUCGCGAAGCACUUUCGAUUAGUGGUAUCGGUCAAGCCGCUGUCAACAGUCUGCAACUUCCGGAGGGCAUCGCACUCGCCGAUCCACUUUUCACGGAACCCGGUAGCGUGGAUGUGAUUAUCGGGGCAGGAUUGUUCUUCGACCUGCUCCUCAAGGAGAAAUUCAAGCUCGGAGAAGAUGGACCAGUCGUACAAAACACGAACCUCGGCUGGAUUGUAUGCGGAAACCUUCCUAUCGAGACAGAUGUGCUGAGACCGCACGUUGCCAAUCUGUGCACCGAAAGGCUGGAUGAUCUACUCACGCGAUUCUGGGAGCUGGAGUCGUGCAAAACGAACAGUGUGCUGUCAUUGGAAGAAUACGCCUGCGAGAAGCUCUUCGACCGUACAACGGUGCGGGAUGGAAGUGGGCGGUUCAUUGUAACACUUCCCAAGAAGGACUACUUGAUUCGUCAACUUGGGGAUUCGAAAUCCACGGCGAUGCGCCGUUUCUUGUCGCUGGAACGCCGGCUAGACCAGAAUCCACAACUCAAGCAAAUGUACAGCGAGUUCAUUCACGAAUACCUUCGCAUGGGCCACAUGGAGGAGGUUGUCGCGGACGAAGAAGAUGCUGCACUGCCGCAGUACUUCAUUCCGCAUCACUGCGUCAUCAAACCCGACAGCACAACUACGAAGCUACGGGUGGUGUUUGAUGCAUCGUGUGCUACGUCGACCGGAGUCUCCCUCAAUAAUGCGUUGAUGGUGGGGCCGACGGUUCAGGAUGAUAUCAUUUCGAUCGUCCUUCGCUUCCGAUUUCAUCGGAUUGCCAUCGUAGCGGACGCCGAAAAGAUGUACCGUAUGGUACUGCAACAGUGGACGGAUCGCAAACUGCACAAGAUCUUCUGGCGAGAUAGUCGGAACGAGGAAAUCCGAGUCUUCCAGUUGAACACCAUAACGUACGGGACGGCGUCAGCGCCGUAUUUGGCCACGAAAUGUCUUAAGCGACUCGCAGAACUGGAUGGACACAAGUACCCUGAAGCAGCAAAAAUCCUCAGCAAAGACUUUUACGUUGACGACAUGAUGACUGGAGUGGACAGUGUAGAAGAUGGAGUCAAGCUGUGCAGCGACAUGCAGCAGCUGCUGAAAGGCGGAGGAUUCAACCUGCGAAAGUGGAGUAGCAACUGUCCAGCUGUUUUGGAGGAAAUACCCGCGGAGCUCAAGGACGACCGCAGUUCGUUCGAGCUCGACGACUCAAGCGCUACCAUAAAAACCCUUGGUCUAGUCUGGGAGCCCAGGAUAGAUGUAUUCCGCUUCAAGGUUCCGGAAUGGACAUCUUCGGUGAUCUGCAAACGUUCGGUCGUUUCCGACCUAGCAAGAAUCUUCGAUCCGAUCGGGCUAAUCGGAGUUGUGAUCGUCUCUGCCAAAAUAUUCGUCCAGACCCUCUGGAAACAGAAGGUUUCCUGGGAUGAACCUCUGCAAGAUGAGCUCCGAACUCAAUGGAUCGAAUUUCGCACCAGCCUUUCGAGGCUCGAAAAUCUGCAGAUUCCGAGAUGGAUUGCCUUCCGGAAAGAUUGUCUCUCGUUGGAGCUCCACGGCUUUUGUGAUGCAUCAAUGAAGGCCUAUGGAGCAUGUAUAUACGUCCGAUGUACACACUUUGAUGGGACAAUCACAUCCAACUUGCUGGUAGCCAAGUCACGAGUCGCACCGCUUGCUGAACUGGGUAAGAAGAGGAAGCAGCUCACAAUUCCACGACUAGAGUUGUCUUCGGCUGUACUUCUCGCGCACCUGUAUGAGAAAACUUCGGCGAGCAUUCCGGUACCCGCUCAAUCGUAUUUCCACACCGAUUCUAUGAUCGUGAGAUACUGGCUCUCAUCAAAUCCGUCGCGAUACCAAAUGUUCGUGGCGAACAGAAUCUCCGAAGUGCAGCAUCUGACGAAGAACGGAACCUGGCGACAUAUUGCAGGCAUUGACAAUCCCGCGGAUGGCCUAUCGCGCGGUGUUUCACCUGCAGAUCUACAGCAGAACUCGCUAUGGUGGGAAGGUCCGGGCUGGUUACGACAAGAGAAGAACUGCUGGCCGGAAACACAAGAAGUAGUACUGGAGGAGCUCGAUCGUUCGUGCUUAGAAGAAGGUUCCACAGUAGCUUCAGUAGCAGCAAUUUCGCCACCUAGUGAAGUCUUCGGUCUACGUUCCACACUGCACCGGUUAGAAAAAUUGGUUGCCAUGUUGCUGCGCUUCAAACACAACGCUCUUCACGCACGUGGAUCGAUUCCCAAGAAGUACGGUCCGGUAUCACUUGCAGAACGAGAGGACGCUCUACUGCAUCUUGUGAAGCUGUCACAGAAGGAGUGCUUCGCUCAAGAAAUCGCCGAUCUUGAAAGAAAGGGAGAAGUCAAGCCAACUUCUCGAGUCAACACACUCCAUCCACGGCUAGUCGAAGGCGUACUUCGGGUUGGCGGCCGGCUGGAAAAUGCUCCAAUUUCGACGGACCGAAAGCAUCCUGUGCUGUUGGACAAGAACCAUCCGCUAACGUUUAUGAUUAUGCGUCGUUUCCACUUUGAACACCUUCACGCUGGACCACAACUGUUGGUAGCCAGUGUCCGGGAACGCUUCUGGCCACUCAGCGCACGCAGUCUCGCUAGGACGAUCGUGCACAGAUGCAUUACCUGCUUCCGCAAUAAGCCGACGGUCCAGAAUCAGUUGAUGGCUGAUCUCCCAGCGGAACGGGUUACCCCAGCUCCACCAUUUCUUCGGGUAGGCGUUGACUACUGCGGACCCUUUCUGAUCAACUACCCCAAUAGAAGGCGAAUCACCGUUAAGCACUACGCAGCCAUCUUUGUUUGCUUGGUCACUAAAGCGGUCCACAUCGAGAUGGUUGCUGACCUCACCACCCAAGGUUUCCUGGCCGCACUGAAACGGUUCGUGGCCAGACGUGGAAAACCAGCCCUCAUUACGUGCGACAACGGCUCUAACUUCGUUGGAGCAAGGCGGCAGUUGGAUGAACUUGCCGCUCUGUUCAGAGACCAGCAAUCCCAGCAAGCAAUUACUGCGGGUGCUGCGGAUGCUGGAAUAGAUUUCAAAUUCAUUCCUGCCAAAUCCCCAAACUUUGGCGGUUUGUGGGAGGCGGCAGUGAAGUCCAUGAAGCAGCAUCUGAAGAAGAUGAUAGGACUGCGAACAGUUACUCCUGAGGAACUGAACACGGUUCUGACUCAAAUCGAGGCGUGUCUCAACUCUAGACCGCUUACACAGAUCAGUAGCGAUCCGAGUGACCUCGAUGUUUUGACUCCAGGCCACUUUCUCAUUCAACGCCCUCUGACGGCCGUGGCUGACCGUGGCUACAAGACGUUCCGGAGAACCGACUCUCCAGGUGGUAGAAGGCUGAAGAUUUCGUUCAGCGCGUGUGGUCCAGAUGGUCCACGCAGUACUUGUCCGACCUGCACAACAGGACAAAGUGGACCCGCCAGAGGAACAACCUGUUCGUUGGCACAAUGGUGCUGA